Closterium sp. NIES-67 is the source of this 1289-nucleotide messenger RNA. The record is from the annotation of a GenBank genome assembly. Lineage: Eukaryota; Viridiplantae; Streptophyta; Zygnematophyceae; Desmidiales; Closteriaceae.
CCAGAGCAGAACAGACCAGUCCUUGGCACGCUAGCCCAGCAAGACUCAGCCAUUCGCACAAGCUUUGCUCUCUAUGCAUUGAGGUUCUUUCAAAGUUCGCCACUAGCUCUUUUGUUGACAGCAUUUCUCUCUGUAUUUAGCAUUCUGCCGUUCAUUUCGGAAGACUUCUCGCCGUUACGUCCCUCCAGGCGAAUCCGGCUCUGUCGUGGAAGCCAAAGCGUCCGGGAUCCUUGACAUUCCGCCUACGUUUACGAUCUCCUUGGUGCUGCGACUCAAUUCUGCUACUUGCGACUCAAGGCUGCUUCUGCUGCCGUUUGAAACCAUCCUGGAGCUUUUAAGAGGCGAAUUUCCAACCUGAAACAGUCACACUUUCAACCACCGUGUUACACCACUUUCCCUGUGAUCCCCUACCGAGUACAGAGCCCACCAUAGUGACUAUUCAAUCGAGCACCCCUGCAUUACAGUGUCCGGGUCACGCCAGGGCCGGCCGGGUUACAGUAAAGCCCUGUCUGCCAACCGAGUACCGAGCCCACUAAACCGAGUCGUCAGCAUGCCGCCCACUAAGCCGGCUCCAUCCAGGAACAUUCUGAUCGCCGUGGACCCCAGCCCUGACAGUGAAAAAGCAGUGGCGUGGGCCCUCAAGAACCACAUCCGCCCAUCUGACCGAGUCACCCUGCUGAAUGUGCGCCCCAUAGUGGAAUCCGGACCCGGGCUGUUUGCAGCUUAUGCUGACUCAACGGUGUCAGCAGAGGCGAUGGCAGAGGUGGACCGGGUGAUAGAGAAGCACAACGCCGGUGUGAGGAGGAGAUUCGUGAGCAACCUGUCGCAGCAGCUGGACCAGGCUAAGGUGCAGUACGACAUAGUGGCAGUGCAGGAUGCGGACCCCAGGGAGCGCAUCUGCAGCGAGGUGGAGAGGAUAAAGGCGCACACGCUCGUGAUGGGUUCAAGAGGGCUCAGUGCGGUGAAGAGGCUUGUGCUCGGAAGUGUAUCGGACUACUGUGUCAACCACGCCUCCUGCCCUGUUAUUGUUGUGCGCCCGAAGCAAUCAGAGAUUGCUUGACGUGUCUUCGAUUGAAAGCUACUACAGUAUCAUAACACACUGUUCUGCAAGAAGUGACCAAGUGAUAGCUAUGGCCACUAGGGUUGACUUCACAGGGCUAGGUAAUAUAUUUUAGCUUCUUUGGUUAUCUCUGUGAUUAAAAGUCAUCCCGAAGUCACUGUUGUCACUGUGUGUCCCUCUGCUUUAUUGUUGCCCCAUUGUAAGGAGUUAGAAACAUGUAAAAAAUUUG